Miniopterus natalensis is the source of this 3239-nucleotide messenger RNA. Lineage: Eukaryota; Metazoa; Chordata; Mammalia; Chiroptera; Miniopteridae. The record is from RefSeq and is a predicted model, not a curated record.
AUGCAGGCGCAGAUCGCCUUCCUUCAGGGGGAAAGGAAGGGUCAGGAAAACCUGAAAAAGGACCUUGUGCGGAGAAUCAAGAUGCUGGAGUUUGCGCUGAAGCAGGAGAGAGCCAAAUACCACAAGUUGAAAUAUGGGACAGAAUUGAAUCAGGGAGAUAUGAAGCCUCCAAGCUAUGAUUCUGAUGAAGGUAAUGAAACAGAGGUGCAGCCACAACAAAAUAGCCAGUUAAUGUGGAAACAAGGUCGACAACUACUCAGACAGUAUCUACAGGAGGUGGGUUACACAGAUACUAUUCUAGAUGUGAAAUCUAAACGAGUGCGAGCUUUGUUGGGCUUUUCAAGUGAUGUCACGGACAGGGAAGAUGACAAAAAUCAGGACUCAGUUAUAAACGGCACAGAAGGUGAAGUUAAAGAUACAGCAAUGAUUGGGAAAUCUGAGUUAACAGAGCCUGCCUCUGUGCUGGAUAAUUUCAAAUUCCCUGGGAGCGCAGCUGCGGACUUCAGCGAUGACGAUGACGACGACGACAUCGACGGACGAGGGAAGAGCAUCACCGACACGUCGACGAUUGUUAGGAAAAAAGCAUUGCCUGAUAGCAGUGAAGAUCGAGAUACAGAAGAAGCUCUAAAGGAGUUUGACUUCUUGGUUACCUCAGAGGAAGGCGACAGUGAAUCUAGAAGUGCAGGUGAUGGAACAGACUGGGAAAAGGAAGACCAGUGUCUCAUGCCUGAAGCUUGGAAUGUGGACCAGGGAGUAAUUACCAAACUCAAGGAACAAUACAAAAAGGAGAGAAAGGGGAAAAAGGGGGUGAAGAGGCCCAAUAGGUCAAAACUACAAGAUAUGCUUGCUAAUUUGAGAGAUGUUGAUGAACUUCCCUCAUUGCAGCCAUCUGUGGGUUCACCUUCCAGACCCAGCAGCUCCAGGCUUCCUGAACACGAAAUAAAUAGGGCAGAUGAAGUGGAAGCACUGACAUUUCCUCCUUCUUCUGGGAAGUCCUUCAUCAUGGGAGCAGAUGAAGCGCUUGAAAAUGAACUGGGGCUUGGAGAAUUGGCAGGCCUUACCGUGGCCAACGAAGCAGAUUCACUAACUUAUGAUAUAGCAAACAAUAAAGAUGCAUUGAGGAAGACCUGGAACCCAAAGUUUACGUUAAGAAGUCACUUUGAUGGCAUUCGAGCCCUUGCUUUCCAUCCCAUUGAGCCUGUUUUGAUAACAGCAUCAGAGGAUCACACAUUAAAAAUGUGGAAUUUACAGAAAACAGCCCCAGCCAAAAAGAGUACAUCUCUUGAUGUGGAGCCUAUCUAUACAUUCAGGGCUCAUAAAGGUCCAGUGCUCUGUGUGGUAAUGAGCAGCAACGGUGAACAGUGUUUUAGUGGUGGCACUGAUGGACUGAUCCAGGGCUGGAACACCACCAACCCCAACAUCGAUCCCUAUGACUCCUAUGAUCCUUCUGUUUUAAGAGGCCCUUUGCUAGGCCACACCGACGCAGUCUGGGGUUUGGCUUACAGCGCAGCACAUCAGCGUUUGCUGUCCUGCUCAGCAGAUGGCACUCUUCGUCUAUGGAACACAACCGAGGCUGCUCCAGCCUUAAGUGUAUUUAAUGAUAAUCAAGAAUUUGGAAUCCCUGCCUCUGUGGAUCUAGUGAGCAGUGACCCGAGCCUUAUGGUAGCAUCAUUCAGCAAAGGAUAUACAAGCAUCUUUAACAUGGAAACACAACAACGCAUUCUCACUUUAGAAUCCAAUCUAGAUACGACAGCCAACUCUUCCUGCCAAAUAAAUAGAGUCAUCAGUCAUCCCACUCUUCCCAUCAGCAUCACUGCUCAUGAAGACAGGCAUAUCAAAUUCUAUGAUAACAAUACAGGCAAACUGAUCCACUCAAUGGUAGCCCACCUAGAAGCCGUUACAAGUUUAGCCGUUGAUCCUAAUGGCCUGUACUUGAUGUCUGGCAGUCAUGACUGUUCAAUACGUUUAUGGAACUUAGAAAGUAAGACAUGUAUCCAAGAGUUCACAGCUCAUCGGAAAAAGUUUGAAGAAUCAAUUCACGAUGUAGCUUUCCACCCAUCCAAAUGCUAUAUAGCCAGUGCUGGGGCUGACGCACUGGCUAAAGUCUUCGUAUGACAGACUGCAUCAUCUUCAGCUUCUAUCUCUUUAUAAAUAACCAACGGCACAAAAGAGAUACAGAAGACCAGGGCAAGAAUCAACCUGUUCUGCCCUUCUGUUCUGCUGAAGGAGCACAGAGAACAUUUGUAAAGUAUAGUUUUGCAAUUCGUACACUGUUUUCUAAAACUAAGGUUUGUUCAGGUUGCUGCAAGCUCAGCUGAAUCUGUGAGCCUGAAAACUUUCAGUUUUUCCCCAAAAUAGGAACUUUUAUUUCUGGAAUUCUAAUUCGCUAGGCGGGCCUGAGCGAACAUAUGUCUAGCUUGUCCCCUGUUGAGUAAAUAGGGCACAUUAUAAGGGAUCAUUUAAAAGCUCCAUGGCUGGUAAUGAGUAGAGGAAGAGCAGAAAUUUAGACCUAGUUGUCCCCUGAGAAAUCUUGCUAAACACAUUAGGUAGUCAAAAGAGUAAUCUGCACUAUACCUGCCAUACUAAUCCCUGUGUACUUAAUGACUAGGCAGUGUAAAAUGAGUUUUUAAUUUAGCUCUCUUUCCAACUGUUUACAUACAGCACCUGGCAAAGCAUUUUACCUAUUAGGGGGGAAAAAAGAAAUGCAAUAAUAUGUUAAAUGUAUUAUUAUUCAGAAAUGCUAAACAUAUUCAGUUUGUAAGCAGAUUUCUGUAUUGUAUUACAUUUUUGAAAAUGGAUUUGGUACCAUUCUGAAGUUUAGCUGUCAAAAACACUCACCAUUGUAAAGAGUAGUUGAGAUUCUGCUUUUACUAAAGGAUUUAACUUAAUUCAGGUGUAAGAUUGUUUAUUUUUAAGGGCAAGCAGGGCAUAUCUUUAUAAUUUCUAUUAAUUUUAAAGCUCACUUUAUUCAUAUGAUAUUUACAGUAUCAGAGUGAUUAUUUCAUAUCGAUAAAAUCUUAACUUUUCAGUGGUUGAAAAGAUGGUGGUUAUUUGCAAGUACUCAUUUAUCUAAACCCACAUAACCACACUUCAGAUGAUCUCUGCUCUUUCUUCUAAUACUCAAAUUAUCUGACACCUACCAAAAAAAUAGUUCAUAAUUAUGUUUCAACAGUCCAAAGGGUAUGGUUCAUUUCAGCUGCUUUUGCAGACGUACUAAAUAAAACAAAUGUUUUAUAACC